Molecule: messenger RNA, 2200 nt
Organism: Aspergillus glaucus CBS 516.65
Lineage: Eukaryota; Fungi; Ascomycota; Eurotiomycetes; Eurotiales; Aspergillaceae
Product: retromer subunit VPS17
Exons: 4
Coding region: 99-1892 (597 amino acids)
Biological process (GO): intracellular protein transport; retrograde transport, endosome to Golgi
Cellular component (GO): retromer, tubulation complex; retromer complex; endosome
Molecular function (GO): phosphatidylinositol-3-phosphate binding
Source: RefSeq, a predicted model, not a curated record
GUCUGUUGUCUUUAAUUCUGUCGGUGGAUCUGGAUUCGAGAGACUCAGAGAACGUGGCCUGUCCCAUACAUACAUUCAAACUGAUUCAGGCAGCCACAAUGGACUAUUCAGCUAUAUCCGAUGAUCCUACCGGUACCUCUCCUUGGGCGUCCCCGGGACCCGCAAAAACCACUUUUUCGGAAUCCAACAAUAGCGAUAUCCCCCCGUCCGCGUUACCCCCUCAGCAACAGUCGCCGUACGAUGCGGACCGAGAUCUGUCCCAAGCUGCCGGUGCUGAGCCUUGGUCGGCUUCGAGAGAGGAGGAUCCUGAUUCCGAUCUGUCGGAGCGAUUACAGAGCGCGCAACUAGGCGAUCCAGACUAUGCGGUUGAACAACCUCCAUACGCUACACAGCAACCACCGCUCCCGCCGCAGCAACCACAAUAUGCACCGCAACAGCAAGCACAGCCUCCUGUCCAGCCGCAAGCACCAGCAGGGCAAGAAAAUAAGCGACCGGCUCCGCUAUACAGAAUCCAGGCGAGGAUUACGGGACUGGAAAGGACGGGCAAGAAGGAUCCCAUUCUUCGGUUCGAUGUUCACACAAACAUUCCCAAAUUCCGAACUACGCAAUACCGAGAUGUCCGCCGUACCCACGCAGAAUUCGUCCGGCUCGCGGAGCAUUUGAUGUCGGCCAACGCUGAAGCUCUCGUCCCUGCCGUGCCCCCACCAUUGACGCCUGCCGGUGCAGGAACGGAAGAAGAUGAGAUUCGCGUUAAAGCAGCGAUGCAGCGAUGGCUCAACAUUGUUAUGAGCAACGAGAUCCUCACCCAAGACGAUGAAGUGGUUUUGUUCGUUGAAAGCGACUUUGGUUACAGCCCGGUUGUCCGGAUGAAACAGCCAGCGACGGGAAUGCGGAGGAAGGUCUUGAAGCAGUUUGCGCCGCCCCCGGAUGAUACCCCUGAGCUGCAGAGCGCACGUCCUGCUGUGAAGAUGUUUUACUUGGGUGCUAUGGAUGCAAGCCACAAGGUGGAUCGCGUAGUUAAAGGUCGACGGGGGCUUGGCUUGGCGGAAACGGAAUUUGGUUUGAAGCUUGGACAAAUGCAUGUACAGGAGACCCAUCCGGGACUGGCCAACGCGUACAAGAAACUCGGAAAGAUAAUUCAAAACGUGGGCGACUUCCAUGCAGUGCAGGCAACGGCCGAAGCGACCACGCUGGGCGACCCGCUCAAUUACCAUUCCUCCGAUGCCUUCGUCGUGAAGGAAACACUGACAAACCGUCACAUCCUUCUCCGAGACCUCCUUCAGGCCCAACAGACCGCGCACAGCAAGCGCGCUGCUGCCGAUCGGUUAAGGGUCAGCUCCUCAGUCCGUCCCGACAAGGUGGACGAGGCCCUCAGUGCCUUGGAAGAGGCCGAGAACCAAGAGACUUACCUGUCGAAGCGAACUCACCGAGUCACCUCCAACCUGGUCCAAGAGAAACGACGGUGGUUCGACCAAACAUCUAACGAUGUCAUCUCCCACCUGCGCGAGUACACCCUACGCCAAAUCGAGGCAGAGCGCAGGACCUUGGCGACUCUAGAGAUGGUCCGACCGGAUAUCCGCGCCAUCGACUCCUCUGGGGGCCUCAGUCGUCUAGGCCGUGAAGCGCAUCCAACAGCGCGACGACCGAACGUUGGGUCGAGCCAAGGACCCAAGGGUGACGCAUGGAGUGGAGUGCCCCGUCGGGGUGAUAGUCUUGGACGCAGCCUAAGUGGCAGCUAUAUGGCGCCCAAUCUGGAGAACGGCGAGGAAACAGAAUCUGGAUCUGGACGUAUGCGGUCCUCCAGCGGCGUUGGGUCCAUCGCCGAAGAAGACGAUGAUGACCGGCUGGAUGCUCGGAAUGCGGCGAGUCGGUUGGCGGCCAGCACAUUCUGAGCCAGUCAUUGUCAUCAUUUCUUGUAUGUAAAAAGUAUGGGCCAUGAUCUGUUGUGUGAUUCCCCUUGACUGUCAAUCUGUUAUUUUAGUCAAUUCUGUAUGUGAUUACCAUGGCUAUCUCGCAUUGAUUUGUGUAUAUUGUGUGCCAUUUCGACAACCCCAUUAAUGCGUGAGUAACGUAAAGAGCAUAGAAAGUGCCACUACUAUUGACAGUCACACCAUCUAUAUACCCCCAUCUUUGGUUCGGAGAUAACCAGGACUCGGAGACUUCCCCACUUCGGUGCGGUUCCACUCUUGAUUUGAAAGCA